This is a messenger RNA of Aspergillus pseudotamarii, 639 nucleotides long. Its product is annotated as DUF5321 domain-containing protein. Lineage: Eukaryota; Fungi; Ascomycota; Eurotiomycetes; Eurotiales; Aspergillaceae. The transcript is spliced from 2 exons. The coding region runs from base 1 to 639 and encodes 212 amino acids. The record is from RefSeq and is a predicted model, not a curated record.
AUGUCUUUCACGAGGCUCUCCACGCGGUUUCUCUCGAACACACGAGCUACUCCCCGGCUCAUUGGGAACAUUCCCAUCCGAACACCACACCAAAUUCGUCUCGAAUCCACCAGAGUACCACGAUUAGCCCAAGCCUCAGUCUGGAGCUCGAUGAUCCCUAAAUUCAUCCGAAACCGCGGUACCAAGGAGAUAACGGCCGAGACUGCGAAAUCGAAAGAAUGGAACCCUGCUAGUUUCUACAUCAUCAUAUUCAUCUUGAUCGGGUCACAAGCGAUCCGGAUGAUCGCGCUGAAGAACGACUACCGCGCAUACACGCGGACAACAGAUGCCAAGAUCACGCUUCUGCGAGAAGUCAUUGAGCGAGUUAAGAAUGGUGAGAAGGUAGACGUGGAGCGACUACUGGGGACUGGCGAUCACGGAAAGGAGAGGGAGUGGGAAGAAAUUCUGCGGGAGAUCGAGGACGAGGAUUCGCUAUGGCAUCAGAAGUCGAAGGAUCAGGAGCCGGAUCAACAAGCUCAGUCGCAAGAACGACAGGAGGAGCACUCGCAGAAGAAGGACCCAGUUAUGCCCGCUGAAGGUACCGGAAAUGAGGAGCCACCUGCAAAUAGCCCCUCGAGACGAAAGAUCAAUUUCUUUUAA